AUUGUAAAGGGUUUAUUAUGGGCAGUCUUCCCCUACCACUGUUGCAGUAGGACACAACGUCGUGAUUUACGCACUGUGCUAAACGAGGCGACAUAAAUCGUUAUAUUUUUUCAGUGUCCAUCGCCCCAGAUAGUUAACCCUGUUUCACUACCUCUUAACCCCGAUUGGAGCUUCAGCUUGCCUAGUUCAAGGACGGAGAAAAGAGGGAGGCAAGCCUUGGGGAAAAACAACUAGGUUCAGCCGGUUUGACAACGGGAGGCUUCAGAAAGAAAACACUUCAGUUCAGGAAAAAAACUAAAUUCCCUGAAAAUAAAACAUCAUCAUGGGGACUGCCUCCCUCUUCCUCUUGCCCUUCCUCCUCCUCUCUCUUCUCCCUUCCCCAUCCAUUUCCCAGAAUGAGAAUGACCUCACUGUAACAACCCACCAGGGACGCGUCCGAGGUAUUCGCAUGCCUGUUGUGCCAGACAGAGGUCAUGUGACAGCCUUCUUGGGCAUCCCUUACGCUGAGCCCCCUUUGGGGAAGAAGCGCUUCCGGAGAGCUGAGCCCAAAGAACCCUGGACAGGUGUUUUUGAUGCCAGCUCAUAUCCAAAUGCCUGUUACCAGUUUGUGGACAACUCAUAUCCUGGCUUCCCUGGAACUGAGAUGUGGAACCCUAAUCGGGAAAUGAGUGAGGACUGUCUGUACCUAAACAUCUGGGUCCCAGCCUCCCCCCGGCCACACAAUCUCACUGUGAUGGCUUGGAUCUAUGGGGGAGGUUUCUACAGUGGCUCCUCCUCAUUGGAUGUUUAUGAUGGGAGGUACCUGGCCUACACAGAGAAGGUUGUGGUUGUCUCCAUGAACUACCGUGUAGGGGCCUUUGGCUUUCUGGCCCUGCAUGGCUCUUCAGAGGCUCCUGGAAAUGUGGGGCUCCUAGACCAGAGGCUCGCCCUCCAGUGGGUGCAGGACAACAUACACUUUUUUGGAGGUAAUCCCAAGCAGGUGACCAUAUUUGGAGAGAGCGCAGGUGGGGCCUCUGUAGGAAUGCAUCUUUUGUCCCCUGAUAGCCGUCCAACUUUUUCUCGUGCCAUCAUGCAGAGUGGUGUCCCCAACUGCCCCUGGGCAACCAUCAGCCCAGCAGAAGCUCGAAGGCGUUCCACCCUGCUAGCCAAGCUUGUGGGUUGCCAGGAUGGCAACGACACAGAGAUUGUUGACUGCUUGCGGAACAGACAUCCCCAGGACCUGAUUGAACAGGAGUGGCAAGUCCUCCCCUACAGCAGCCUGUUUCGUUUCUCCUUUGUUCCAGUGAUUGAUGGUGUUGUCCUUCCAGACACACCAGAGGCUAUGCUGAGCUCCGGAAAUUUUAAGGACACUCAGAUUCUAUUGGGAGUGAACCAGGAUGAGGGCUCAUACUCCCUUCUCUAUGGCGCCCCAGGCUUCAGCAAGGACAAUGAGAGUCUGAUCUCCCGAGAGGAUUUCCUUGAGGGUGUGAAGAUGAGUGUUCCCCAUGCCAAUGACAUUGGCCUGGAAGCAGUAGUGCUGCAGUACACAGACUGGAUGGAUGAAAACAACCCUCUGAAGAAUCGGGAUGCCAUGGAUGACAUUGUGGGAGAUCACAAUGUCAUCUGCCCCCUUCAGCACUUUGCCAGAUCAUAUGCCCAGCAUAAUGCCCUUCGCUCUCAGGCUGGGGUAGGGGGGUCCACUGGGGCAGGCGUCGGAGGAGGCAACUCAGGAGCAGUCAUCAAUAGUGGAGGGGGCAACUCAAAUGGAGGUGUGUACCUCUACCUGUUUGACCACCGGGCCUCCAACCUGGUGUGGCCAGAGUGGAUGGGGGUCAUCCAUGGUUAUGAGAUUGAGUUUGUGUUUGGCCUGCCACUGGAGAAGAGACUCAACUACACCGCCGAGGAGGAGAAGCUCAGUCGCCGCAUGAUGAAAUACUGGGCCAACUUCGCCCGCACUGGUAACCCUAACCUGAAUGCAGAUGGCAGCUUGGAGAGUCGGCGAAGGUGGCCUGUUUUUACGGCAGCUGAGCAGAAGCACGUUAGCCUGAAUAUAGAUCCAAUGAAGGUUCACCGCGGACUGAGGACCCAGCUGUGUGCACUGUGGAACCGCUUCCUGCCCCAGCUACUCAAUAUCACAGACAAUAUUGAUGAGGCAGAGCGCCAGUGGAAGGUUGAGUUUCACCGUUGGAGCUCCUACAUGAUGCACUGGAAGAGUCAAUUUGACCACUACAGCAAGCAGGAGCGCUGUACAGAGCUCUGAGCAGCGAGCGAGAAAGAGUGGGGGGAGGGUCAGAUAGGGUGACCACAUUGCUCCAUAAUCUCUGAGACACCUUGAGGCAGGUGAAUGUAGGCGCAACUUAACUUUACACAGUUACUCCUGUUCUCUGAUUUCCUUCUUUUCUGGCAUCUGCAGUGGCUGGCAGAGUCACCUAAGGACUAAGUUGACUUUAUCUUGCUUUUUACAUUAUAGUGUACACAGAUCUAGGAGCAAUCAGGCAUCUCCUCAGAAUCUCUAUGAGGACUUUUGUGUUAUUCUCUAUAUGUUCAAGGAAAUGUGGAAUAUAACUAGUUGCGGGGAUUAAGCUAUCUGGGGAUUAUGGAGUAAUACCGUCAUCCAAAUAUGAAAAAAGAACAAGGACGAAAUUCAAAGGUGUUAGUGACUUUUGAAGACAGACUGCGUGCAUGUGUGUAAAAGGAGGAAACAAAGAAAGAGCGUGUGUAUGUGUGUAAGUUUGUGUGUGUGUGUCUGUGUGUGGUGUUGGUAGGAUGAGACUGAUGCUGGGAAGCCCUCAUUCACUCUGAUCCUCAGGAUCCCACAAAUCUCAGAUUUUUUUUACUUAAGGAUUUUAUUUUAUUUAAUCUUGUAAUCUUUUUGAUUUACAAAGGCGGCUACCACUAUGUGGCACUUUCUAUGUGUUGGCAACACUAUGUGUGUAUCUGUCAGUCUCUCAAUUUGUUUAUCUGUUUUCUCCCAUGGUCUUGUCAGUCGUCUGCUGUCUCAAUUUGUGUGUGUGUAUGUGGGUCCAACUGAAACCACUGAUCAAAAACCGGAAUCAGGAGUCAUUGUGAGCUAGCCAGAAAACUGCACUGAAACACACUAUUAGUCUGUGUGUGUGUGUGUGUGUGUGUGUGUGAGAGAGAGAGAGAGAGAGAGAGAGAGAGAGAAAGAAAGAGAGAGAGAGAGAAUGUUUGUGUCUGUGUUUGCAUAUGAGUGUAUGAGUCUGUGCUGUAACUGUAACACUGUAAUAUGUCCUUCAGUCUCCUCAGCAUGCUCUUGUCUGUAUGUCUAUCAGCCCCUUCCUGUAACUGCGAGUGUAUCUCUUCCUUAUUUUUGUUUAAUCUAGAGGGGCAUGUUUUGUGAGUACUGCUGAUAUUGUCUUUGUGCCAAGAGGUUGAUGUAAUCCUGCCAACCCCCACUCUGAAGGAAACAUUUCUCAUUAUCCUAAUGGAAGGAGUUUAAUUUACUCAGUGCUUUAAUGUGACAGACCGCUGUGUCAGCCAUGUACCUCAAAUGGGACUGACUGUUGUUGGCUGAAGUGGACGGCAGGAUGGAGAGGGAGAAUGUACAGGGUUAUGAAAUUCAUGCUCAUCUUUAAUAUUUAUUUUGUGUUUUUGUGUAUGUGUGUGUGGUGUGUGUGCGUGUGUGUGUUAUUUUUCAGGUAACUCUAAUAACUGAUGUUGUGAUGCUGGCUCUGUGUCUGUGUGCCUCUCUGUCUAUCUGUCAAGUGUUAUUUAUUUUAAUUCUUGACACUGUGGAAGGGAUCUGGAUCAGUGCUGUAAUUGGUCAACGGGUCUUCCAGCAAGCAUUUUGAUUGGUUUAGUUCCCAGUCAUGUCACUCCUACUGAUUAUGGCUGAAGUAGCUUAGUCUAGCUUUUAAAAUGUAACUUAAAAAAGAUAUAUCUAUGAAGAAAAUGCUAAAUUAAUUAUCUUUAGAUAUUUAAUUAUAAAUCUUCAGUAGGGAUGAAGAGUGGAGGUAUUGUUUGUGUGUAUGCGUGUUUUGAUGAGUCUGAGUGACAGCUGCUCAAGCCUUGCAUCCAAUAAAAAGUCCCUGUUUCCAAUGCCUCCAAUAAAAUUCCCCUGUGCAUGUCCUGAGCCCGCACCCUUGUCUGUAUCCUCCAAAUAUUGUGACUGUUAUUUUCUGUAUCAAUAUACCCAGUACUGAUGUGUAGAAUCUGUGCAGAACAAGUAUUAUUUUCUUAUCAUUAUUAUGAUAGCAGCUCUGAGAUUAUGAUGUUAGCAAUAAUUUAAAAUACUGAUUACUGAAAAUGUUUGAUAUUUAAAAUCACAAUGAAAUUUAUUCAUGACUUAAUUUAUGGUGAUGACAAUGCUGUUGAUGAUGAUGGCGAUUAGCAUUGUUGUAAAAAUCAUAAGAAAGAUAUGUAUGGGAAAUUUAAUAUGAAAGUGCUACAUCAACACUUUUAUCUAUUUUUGUUUCCUUUUUUAGCCUGUUAUGGUUAUGAACACUAGUGUUUAAAAUAGAACAACAUCUGUAGUUAAUGUAAUCACACUGGUGUUAGCUUGUUGCUUGUUUCUUGCAGCGUCAAUCCGACACUCCCCAUGCUGCCUCCUUCAUGCUAUGAGGUUUAAUUAAAAUAAGAGAAAUAAUACACAAGGAAAAAUGAUUUCAUACCAAUUGGCACACACCCAGAACGGUCCAAAAUUUGUAUGGCGGGGCAUUUACUUUCAGUGUGACGGUUAUGUUUCCUCGUACUGUGAGUCAGUUUCGAUUAUUUACAAGUAUAUUUUCAGCACUUAAGUGCUUCAAUACCCCAUCUUCAACUCUAUGUUCCAAAAGGUCCGCAAUAUAAAAAUAAUGCAAGCCCUAAGCUUUCUCUUACUUUUAUUAUUAUUAUUAUUAUUAUUAUUAUUAUUAUUAUUAUUAUUGCUCCAGAUAGUGCCCGCUGUGCCAAACUUGUCAUGUGGAUUUUCUGCAUGGUAAUAUUAUCUCCCGAUUUGGGUACUGUAUCUGAAGCCCUUCAACAGAACCUCAUUAAACAGAUUGACUAAAACAUC
This is a messenger RNA of Anguilla anguilla (European eel), 4993 nucleotides long. Its product is annotated as acetylcholinesterase-like. The record is from RefSeq and is a predicted model, not a curated record. Gene Ontology annotation, molecular function: acetylcholinesterase activity. The coding region runs from base 323 to 2239 and encodes 638 amino acids. Gene Ontology annotation, biological process: choline metabolic process; acetylcholine catabolic process. The transcript is spliced from 5 exons. NCBI's taxonomy places the organism in Eukaryota, Metazoa, Chordata, Actinopteri, Anguilliformes, Anguillidae. Gene Ontology annotation, cellular component: plasma membrane.